Molecule: messenger RNA, 2425 nt
Organism: Lycium barbarum (goji berry)
Lineage: Eukaryota; Viridiplantae; Streptophyta; Magnoliopsida; Solanales; Solanaceae
Exons: 18
Coding region: 542-2122 (526 amino acids)
Biological process (GO): DNA-templated transcription
Cellular component (GO): RNA polymerase III complex
Molecular function (GO): single-stranded DNA binding
Source: RefSeq, a predicted model, not a curated record
GUAUAAAUAAUACGUGGAUUGGACUGAUAACACCCAUUUGACCCGGCCCAUAAAAGGGAAGAGGUUUAUUCUGUAUACUGCCAUUUUUAGGGUUUUAGACAAUCUUCAGGUUUCUUCUUCACCAAUAUUUCCAGGGUCCAAAUCCACUAUCAGUCAAGAAGAAAAAGAAAUCUGCUGAUACAAAUAGUGUUUACCUCGGGAAAGGAAAGCAAGCCUGCUGAGGGAACUGUGAGAAGCAGGAAGAAAAGGAAGAGAUCGCGCAAAAGUGUUGUACAAGGAACUGCAUAGUGUGCAAGGCAUCCGUUAGGAAAUCUUUUGGCCCCGACUGGCUUUUAUCAGGUGUUGUUUCCUCAACUUUCUUGUGUUGGUCUAUGUGAUAUUUAUGAGUUUGUUUCCGACCAGCAUAUGUACCGGGAAACUCUGCCCAACCAAACUUUAGGCAGGCGGGAGAAAUCACCUAGUGAAAGUGAACCCUCCGUUUCUUCUGCAACUACAAUACUCUCUCUGGGUCAGUAGUGGAAGAAAGAAAGAGAGUAGCACAAUGGUUUCGCCGCACGAAAUCAAACUGGCUGUUUAUCUCAUCAAUUCUUAUUUCGGUGAUCUUAACGCUAAAGUUUGCGACUGUCUAUUGCGAAGAGGAACACAACCUUUAGCUCAGGUUGUACGUUUCACAGAGCUUAGCAGAGAGAAUGUUAGGAACUGUUUGCUUGUGCUUAUUCAUCACAAUUGUGUUCAAGCCUUUGCCGUGCAACAAGAAGGUGCAUUUGGGGAGGCACCAAAAGUUUUUACACAAUACAUGGCACUAUUUGACAACAUAAUACAUAAAUUGAGGUUCCCUAAGUUUAUAGAGAUUGUGUCUGAGGAGCUGGGAAAAGAGUGUGAAGAGAUUUUUGAAGGGUUACUUCAGCAUGGUAGGCUUUCACUCAGCCAAAUUAUAGAUAGAUACAAGCAGACAUCGAAUCUAGGAGAUUCUAGCGCUGAUGCUGCACGAGAGAGCUUCAACAGACUAGUUAACGCUAGAUUUGUGGAACGAUGUCCUGCCCCUGAACCAUUUCUUGAACCACCUACUGAAGAAGAAACUGCUGCAAAGAAACGAGGUGCUAAAUCUGCAAAGAUUCCAGCGCAAACCCUUGAACAACGAGCCUUAGCAGCAGCAGCUCCGAUGGAAUCCUUGAGAUUCUUAGUUGAGACAGACACCUGGAAUAGUUCUGAGGAAAAAACUGACGUAAAGACCAUGGAUGUGAAAUGUGGCACAAAGCGGAAGCAAGAUAAUUUAGAGUCAAACACAGAACUGCUGGAUACAGAAGAAAAGAAAGUACUCUGGCGUGCCAAUUUUGAAGAAUUCAUUCGCCGCUUGAGGCACAAGGCUUGCGUUGCAAAUGUGAAAGUAAAUGUCAACAAUGAUGCUGCCAUUAUUCUUGCUGCAACCCUGGAGUUGAGUAGACAUUCUGAAACUAAAUUGAGAAUUGAUAACUCAGUUCCUCAGUCCAUAAAUGCUAUUUAUGAUGAGGUGAUAAAGAGGGAAGGUGGUCUUGGUAUGGACUUGGAGCGUAUCAGAGCUUCCCUUGGUGAAUUAGGAUGUAAAGCUCCAUUGACGGACAUAGAUGAAACUUAUAGUGUAGAUUUGAAGAACAUUAUUGAACAGGCUCGCAUUGAAGAGGUGGAAUCCAUUGUAUUAAAAAGGUACGGGAGGGAAGCCUACAGGAUGUUCAGAUUACUGUCUAAAAAUGAUCAUCUUCUGGAAACGGAUAAGAUUUCAGAUACCACAUUUGUUGAAAAGAAAGACGCACUCAAGAUUCUAUUUAAGCUGUGGAAAGAUGACUACUUAGACAUGAAGAAAGUUAUUACACCUGGAGCAAGGCAAUCAGAAUUCGUUCUGUGGAAAAUUAAUAAGCAGUCCCUUUGGCAACAUGUUCUAGAUGAAAUGUACCAUGCUGCCCUUAAUUUGAGAUUGAGAAUAACACAUGAGCAAGAACAAGAAAAAGAGAUUCAUCAGAUGCCCAGAGAAAGGAUGGUAGGGGAACUGGGCGAUAGAUACAAGCGCUUAAGAAAAGUUCGGAUUACCCUGGAAUCUUCCCUAAUGAAUCUUGACGAUUCUCUCAUGCUCUUCCAUGACUUCUGAUCUAUUCUAUCCUACUUAUUCCAUCUCAGUUACAGAAUUCGCCUCUGUUUGUGCUCAACUCACGCACUUAUUCAUUGCUUUUUGUUAGAGAAAAAACGUUAAGUAUUCAUUUUUAGUUGGCUCCGUCUCAAUUCAGUUCUUAAUGCCAUGACUUAGCUAGAGAAUACUGAUUUUUAGAAGUCAUCAUCUGUUAUUCAGCAAAGGGGCGUUAUAAAUAUUUGUCCCCUUUGGCAAGGUCUUGGUGUCUUUUUUAAGUUAAAAAAAAAAGGUCUUGGUGGCUUUCAGUAGGCACAAGCACAACCA